UCUUAUUCUUUUCAUUUUAAUAUCUUGAUCGUGUCUUGCUUGGCUAUUUUUCUUUUAAUUACAGAAAAGAAAGAAUCGUCAAAAUUACACCUUAUCUGAAAAAGAAACUUGCAGUAGUAGUGCCUCUUGCUACUGCUCCUGCUGCUGCUGUUACUACGACAAACCAUCUGACGAAUGCCAGCAACAACUACAACAACUACAACAAUAGUAAUAACAGCAUGAACGCCACAACAUCUUCAGGAACAACAGUCUGCGCAACAGUGACAGCCACUAGCCCUACAGCAAAGAUGUUGCUGACGGGUAAAAAAAAGGACGACAACAGCAAUAAAAAGAAAAAGACGGCUAACAAAAACCCAACCGUCAGCAACACAAAGCCAAGUACUACCGUAAAAAAGGCACCAUGGCGUGUACCUGGCAGUCAUUUCGAAAUCCCAGACAUUAUUAAAGAAGCUUGGGAUAGGAAUAAACAUAAAAUCACUCAAAAACUGCAGCCAAAAAAGAACAAUGACAACCCCAUCCACACAGAUACCAAGAAACAAAAUACGCAUUAUAAAACACAACAACAGACGUCCGUCUCACCUUCGUUCAUGGCAACACAGGCCCGUAAAAGCAACAAAAAGAGCACCACGACCACAGCCACAGCCAAGAAAGCCAAGCCAUCCUCGUCACCGUCGACCAACACCCGUCGACCCUUGCAGCCAUGUCAGAAAGCCAAAGGAAACAAUCACCGACCUACUUGGAUACCUGUAGGCAAAACACCAAGCAUUUUCCCUAUGCCUCCGCCCCUCUUAAAACCCUGCACCCAGACACCCUUCUCCUCCACUUCAAAAUCGCGACAUCCAACUACCACUACGACUAAAUAUAAGCAACCUUCUGACGAUGAUGACAUUGUAUCGGAUGAUACAGACCAUGCUGUCUUUUUAAGAAAGCUUUAUAAAGUACUUCCAAAAUCAAAACGUAUGCUCAUGCAUCCCGUCUGUAGAUACGAAGGUCAUGGCACCGUGGGUAGUGGGGCCAACGGUGACGUUGUUCGUGCUAUGGUCAAACCGUCCUUUGUCGUCGAUCAUCUCUCUUCAGCAUUAGAGAAUCGUGUUCCCAUCAACGCCAACAUCAUGGCAGCAGCAGCAGCACCCUUACCUGCCAUUCAAUCCCCUGUCACGACACCUCCUCCGCCUGCUAUCUCGUCGCUUGUAGCCAUUAAACGUUGCUUUAUUGAAGACGAGGACGUUCAACACCACGCCUUUAUCCUGCGCGAAAUCAAAAUCAUGAGCCAUUUCCGCCAUCCCAACUUGGUUCAUCUCAGAGAAGCCGGUCUUUAUGACGAUCAUCUCUUUAUGUGUAUGGAGUUGAUGACCUGUUCCGUCUUUAGUCUGUUGGUGCAAUGCCAGAAUAGCGGACUAUCAGAGCCUAUUGCUGUUCGCAUUGGGCGAGAGUGUUUGGAAGGUAUUGCGUACCUUCAUUCCAAGAAUUACAUGCAUCGUGACAUCAAGUCUGAAAAUAUCUUGGUCAACACGCUGGGUGAAGUCAAACUUGCUGAUUUCGGUCUUGCAGCCUCCACCAACAGAAUCAAUCAUGCUCGAUUAGGCACGGCCAAAUGGAUGGCGCCAGAAGUCGUGGAUGGCAAGUCCUACAAAGCCAACGUCGAUGUGUGGUCGCUAGGUAUUACGAUGAUUGAGAUGAUGGACCGCGUUCCUCCUCUUUACCAUCUGGACGAUCCUGCGAAAAUCUAUCCUGAAGUCACGAACCCUGAACACGAGCCCGAUUUCAGUUUCGCAACACCCACAGCACCCCUUCGCAGUCUUGUGGAGUGGAUGCUGGUAAGAGAUCCUCAUGCUCGUCCCUCUUCCAAGGUGGUAUUGAGGAAAUUCAAUCAACAGCUGAGAUCAGGCGCAUUGUAUUCUAUCUCACAAGACGAACUUGCUUAUUUGAUGCGUCAUGCAUUCCCUUCUGCUCUUGUUUAACUCAUUCCUCCUUGAGCCCAUUGACCAAAACCCCAUAUCCAACCCAAAAAGAGAAUUUUUCAUUCAUUUAUCAUCGUAUACCAAAAAUUGCCCAGACAUUCGUACUUUCACCAACCCCCCCCACCCUUUCAUCUAUCCUCCUUUCAAGACCUAUUGACGUUCAUUUUUCUUCCGUUAUUCUUAUUGUAUAUCGUCGCCACAAAAGAGAGACUCUACCUUCUCUUUCACACCGUUUGCUGUACAUCUUUCAUUUUUACCAUUUUGUUAUUACUAGUGUUUCUAAUUAUUUAUUUAUUUAAUGUUAACAAGGAAAAAGUUAACCGCCCCGCUUUUGCUUCUUUGGAAUAAUAUACCUAUCGCUUGAUUUUAUCAAUAAAGAAAAAAAAAAUAACCAUUGUAUAAAAAUCCCAAUGGACCUGUGUCAGAUG
Messenger RNA from Mycotypha africana, 2389 nucleotides. RefSeq names its product kinase-like domain-containing protein. NCBI's taxonomy places the organism in Eukaryota, Fungi, Mucoromycota, Mucoromycetes, Mucorales, Mycotyphaceae. The record is from RefSeq and is a predicted model, not a curated record. Gene Ontology annotation, biological process: protein phosphorylation; intracellular signal transduction; regulation of MAPK cascade. Gene Ontology annotation, molecular function: ATP binding; protein serine/threonine kinase activity. The coding region runs from base 219 to 1961 and encodes 580 amino acids. The transcript is spliced from 6 exons. Gene Ontology annotation, cellular component: cytoplasm.